AUGCCAGCCAUUAUGGAUGAUCCCGCCAGCCCGACCAUAUAUCGUAGGUCGGGGCCUGUGCCAUAUCCAGAGCCUGGAAAACCAGGCUUUCCCGCAAGCAUUAAACCGCGACAAGUGACGCUUCGUGACCGCCAAACCAUCGCCACUGUGAUACCCUUCGCAUCACAUUCUCAAGUGCCUCCUUUGUUACUGAAGUACUUGUGGGACCAGUUUGCCAAAGAGAUCCAAGGUGGCGACACAUAUCCUAUGAUUGAGCCAAUGCCGCUAGAGCAGUAUUCCAAAUACUGGUUCCAGAACUUCGCAGCUAUCAUGCUGCUUGGCACCAUCGACGGCCCUGAGCAAGUCGUCGAAGGCAAGGACUGGUCCAAGGAGUGUCUCGGUACUUUUUAUAUCAAGCCCAAUUACCCUGGUCGCAGCAGCCACGUCUGCAACGCCGGAUUCAUCGUCACCGAAGCCGCACGAAACCGUGGUAUAGGUAGGCUCUUGGGCGAGACGUACCUGGACUGGGCCCCAAAGCUUGGGUACUCUUAUUCCGUAUUCAACCUGGUCUACGAGACAAACGUUGCAUCGUGCAAGAUCUGGGACGCACUUGGCUUCAAGCGCAUCGGGCGUGUCAAGGGCUGUGGCAACCUCAAAUCUUAUCCCGACCGUCUCGUCGAUGCCAUCAUCUACGGACGGGACCUCGGAGAAGCCGCCGGAGACGGCGCUGAUGGGCCGGUGAGUGAAGAAAGAUUCGACAAGAUCAAAUUUUACCUCAAGUACGGAAAGUACCCGAACGGAUCUGACCGAGCCGAGAAAAGCAGACUCCGCAGCGCAGCGACGCAUUACAAGCUGCUUGAAAACGACGUCCUUAUGCUGAAAGACAAAGAGGUGAUUAGCGAUCCGGUACGGCAGAUGGACAUUGCCAAGAAGACACAUGAGGCAGGAAGCCACGCUGGCAUCAACAAGACCACGGCAACCAUUGCAGAGCGAUAUCACUGGAGCCGCAUAAAAGAAACGGUCUCAGAUGUAAUUAGGCUAUGCUCUGAAUGCAAGGAAUUGGGCAAGCUCCCUUUGCCGAGUGCUGCGGCCCGGAAAACCACAGUGAACAAC
Messenger RNA from Truncatella angustata, 1092 nucleotides. RefSeq lists its product as uncharacterized. The transcript has a single exon. NCBI's taxonomy places the organism in Eukaryota, Fungi, Ascomycota, Sordariomycetes, Amphisphaeriales, Sporocadaceae. The record is from RefSeq and is a predicted model, not a curated record. The annotation marks the transcript as partial. Gene Ontology annotation, molecular function: acyltransferase activity, transferring groups other than amino-acyl groups.